AGCAUCGUGCUUGAUUAGCUUACAGAGUAUCCGUGUAUAAUUCGUGUUCUAAAUAAUGGAAUUUAACGGACGAUUUAUUGUGUUGAUAUUGUUUGUUAUCACUCGGGUAAACUCACUAGCUUAUGACGUUCACUGGCUCAGUGGGCCUGCUACUAUUGAACGUGAUGUGCAGCCGUUGAAGCAAACUAUUGAUAUAUACUGUUACACUGGAACACCAAAGAAUUUAUUAACCUUGUGGCAAACUGUGAAGUUCCAUAUAAAGAUAAAAAAUGAUGAAUUCAGCCAGUACUUUGGUGACAAUCCAGAACAAGUUUACAAAGAUUACACGGAAGAUAGUUAUUAUCGAUUCCAAAAGAAAUUAUACAAGAGUGUGUCGCUGGAUAUUUUCACAUCAACAUGUAUGGCCGUCAAUACAAAAGAGAAACACAGCAUUGAAUUACAUAUUCAAAGGGUGGAUCUCUGGCGUGUUCUGAUGAUGGUUGUGGGUGCCGCCCUUAUAUUUACGUCUCGUACUUUGAGCGGCAAUCCCGUAUUCUUCUACCUUUGCGGCAUCGUAAUUGGUGUAUCAGCAUCGUUCAUGGUUUUCGUGUACUACAUAAGCAGGUUCAUACCAGGGAGAACAUUUACCUAUGGUUUAUUAAUCGGCGGUUGGACGGUAGGGGUGUAUCUCGUGCAGCAAAUGUGGGAGAACAUACGGAGCAUCAUGGCAGCUUAUCAAUCAUACAUUUUCUGGUAUAUUCUGAUGGUUGGCUUCAUCAGCUUCGUGGUCUGCUACAGAAUCGGACCACCGAAGAAUCAGAGAAGCAAAAAUCUUGUCAUGUGGACUUUGCAGGGUGUAGGCGUAGUCGUGAUUAUAUUCAGCAGUCAAUAUCAAGAAGCAUCAACAGCUGUGACCGUCAUCACGCUGGGAACCAAGUAUUUCCCGAAAUCGAUUCUCUACUAUAUACAGGGUUACUGGCGGCGCCGCUUCCCGCCCAAGCCGCGCCUGCUGUCGAGCGAGGAGUACUACGAGCAGGGCGCGCGCGAGACGCAGCGCGCGCUGGACGGCCUGCGCCGCUACUGCGCCAGCCCCGACUGCCAGCAGUGGAGCGUCAUGCUGCGCCUGCACGACGCCAAGCGGUUUGCUAGUUUCGUGGAAGGUAAUUCACACCUGAACGACGAUGAAGUCAUAGACUAUGAAUCGUAUGCGUUCUCGAUGGAACAUUCGAAGCCGGUCGCGAACUCCACCAGGAAUAUGGAGAUAUCCGAUGACGACUCGUCGGAGUAUGGAGACGAAGAUUGAAUUAAUUUUCAAUCGAUUGGUGAUUCUAAUAAAAACGUAACGAUUCUCGAAAUAUUGGUCGUCGAAGUGACGAAGUCGUGUUGGACUAGGCUCGACCCGGUUUCUCCGGACAUCGCCCCGUUUUUGAAGGAUUUUGGGGGUUUCUUAAACGUGAUUUGCGUAACGUAAACAAAUAUAGCAUCUACGAAGGAUGGAUAUAUUCAUAUUCAUUUCAAGUAUUUUUUAAUAUUCAUAUUUUUUCAGUCACAAUUUUUUAAAUUUAUUACUACUUAAAAAGUCUGAAUAUAUUUUUUUUGUUGGAUACAUUUUAUUAUCUGUGUCUUAAAAUAACUUAACUUUACAUUGACAUUUUCUACUCUGACAUUAGUAUGUUUUUCUUUCUUGAAAUUGAAAGAGUAACUAUACUUUCUUAUAAGCUAAAUUUAUUUCUUAAUUCCUAUAAAAUUAGUGUUAUAAUACUGUUACUGGCAGUUAUACCCGCGUUUAAUUUAAAUUUUUCUGUUAUAUAACAAGUUAAUACUAUUAGCCUAGAUCCUUCUACAAUAAACCUACAGCAAAAAUCUUAUGUAUUUUGAUCGGACUAAUUCGAGGAUCUACUGUUCCUAUAAUCGUCCCGCUUGAAAAUUUUAGUAUGGAUAUUAGAUCUCAUUUAUCAUAUCUAGAUUAUUAUAUUUUUAAUAAGCAUGUUGCCUUCAUUGGCACUUAUAUCUCAGUUACAAUAUACAAUUUACACGAUCAAAUUCUAAACAAGCUUAUGCGUUAAACUUCUACUUAGUUUAUGUAUAUUUUGUGACAAAUGAAAUGUAAACGGCUAAAUUAACUCCUUGGAACUUUUUCAUGUAUAUACAUGGCGACAUAAGCCUUAUUUUCUUUUCGGCUUCAGUUUCUCGUAACAACUAGUUUAUUAUAACAGCACAACGACCUUAUCUCCUGCCAAGGAAUAAGAUCCAUUUAUUCCAGCUUUUGUUUUGUAUACACUUGUGGCAUAGCUAUAUCCUGUGCCGAUACCAAUGUUUUCCUCUAUCACCAGGCACAAGAUGAAUAAUAAUUAAAAAUGAAGCAUGUGGAGGCCAAAGGUGCUUAAUGACUGGACUUGACAUAUAUUCUGUCCAAUUAGCCAUCUCGAGGAAUAAGGACUUAUUUAGAGCUUGGUAUUAAACAAUGUACUAACUGCAUGUCCAGGUGUCCUACAAGCAAAAUUUACCCAUGUAAUUUCCAUUAGAAAUUUCCAAAACUCCUUCUCUUAUCAGAUACUAAGUGACUGAUGUUCAUAAUUUAAAUUUUUUUAUGCUCAAUAGUUUUUACUAUGCGUUGGUAGUUAGAACAAAUGUUUUUUAUAAUCAUCAAUUCAUUCAUAGCAUUGCCAUAACAUUACUUUUAAUAAAGUAAAUAUACCUCACAGAGAAAACCACUGAGGAUUUGUUCCAAAUAUUCGGUUGAUGCACAAAAACUGGUUUUGUUAGUUAUUAUUUAUUUCUUACAAUUAUUGUAUUACAAAGAUGUUAUAAAUUGACAAAAUAACAUUUAAGUUAGCACCAUGUGUUCGUGUUUAAUAAAUAUAUGAAUUUGUGUGAUUUUAUUAUAACAAUUAUUGUGUUCCUUAUAUUUUAAGAUACAAAUAAAUUUUUAAUUACUAAA
Messenger RNA from Vanessa tameamea, 2920 nucleotides. RefSeq names its product nuclear envelope integral membrane protein (gene Nemp). Bases 56 to 1282 code for a protein of 408 amino acids. The record is from RefSeq and is a predicted model, not a curated record. The transcript has 8 exons. Gene Ontology annotation, cellular component: nuclear envelope. NCBI's taxonomy places the organism in Eukaryota, Metazoa, Arthropoda, Insecta, Lepidoptera, Nymphalidae.